AUGGCUGCUAACGAGAGCACAGAACGUCCUUUAGAGGGUUUAACGGGGAGACCAAUCGGUUAUGACGAUGCCACAUGGAUUCUUACCAGCGCCUUCAUUGUUUUCACCAUGCAAUCUGGUUUUGGCCUUAUCGAGUCAGGUAUGUAUGCAACUAAAUUUAAUUAAGAGAAAACCGGCAGUACGACAAUCAAAUUUCUAUAACUGUAAACUCGGGCCUGUUUCUCGGAAAGUCUCCAUAGCGUUUCGGCCCUGGAAAGCUCUUUCUGUGUUUAUACUCCAAGGAUUCAAUAGUUUUGCAUAUUACAUGGUAAAACUAUCGACCAGCUCUUUCACGAUUUAGAGUUUAAAAUGAGGCUUGAUGCCUGCAAAAUUUUCCGGGUCUUUCGAGAAACAGGCCCAUAGAGCUAGAAAUGGGACGAAAACUUUCAAAGGUGUACGAAAGUUAUUUGUCUUUCUUCUAAGCACCUAUUAGCUGAAGAAAACGUAGAAAUACCACAUUAAAAACUUUCAUAUUUGUUGUUUGAGGGCUAUUUGUGUAUGCCUUCAUUUUCUUUUGAAAGUGAUUCGGUUUGGCUGCUUAUAAAUUUAGAUUUAGACUGAAAUUUGUGACAAUGACAUAAGCAAACAAUCAGAACCCAAUUUUGGUCGUUGAGUUAAUCCCGCUUCUUAUGAAAUGCUUGAUCAAGAGUUUUUUUUUUUCUUUUUGAAUCUGGAUUUUCUUGUCGGUAAUAUUCAAUUUCUUUAUUGUUUAGGUAUGGUCACGAUUAAAAACGAAACCAACAUUAUGGUAAAAAAUGCCAUCGAUAUCAUAUUCAGCGGCUUAUCGUUCUGGAUUUUCGGUUUUGGUUUGAGCUUCGGUAUCGACGAAGGCACGAAUGCUUUCUCGGGAGUCGGCUACUUUUUGACCGAAGUUCCCAUGGAUAAAGGACAGGUGUAUUCAAUGUACUUCUUCCAAAUGGCGCUAGCAUCAACAGCGACCACUAUCGUUUCCGGAGCAAUGGCGGAGCGGACAAACCUGAAAGCGUACAUGCUGUAUUCGUUUGUCAGCACUCUCACUACCUGUUUUCCAACUCACUGGAUUUGGGGAAAGAAUGGUUUGCUCAAGGAACUCGGGGUCAUUGAUAUUGCAGGAUGUGCCGGUGUGCAUCUGGUCGGAGGUGCCGCGGGUUUUGCAGCUGCCUUCAUGUUAGGGCCCAGGACGGGGCGCUUUGAAAAUGACAAGAAAAGGCCCCAGCCUUGCUCCAUGACUAAUGUUCUACUAGGGACCUUCAUGUUGUGGUGGGGAUGGCUUGGGUUUAACUGUGGAAGUACAUUUGGUAUUAGUGGAUGUAAGUGAAUAAUAAUAUAAACUUUCUGUGUUAGCUAUCGUUGAAACUUGAUUAAACGUCGAAAACAAUCUUGUUCUGUGAAGAAACGGGGGAGUUUAAAGACGGCCUCCAUAGGAAAAGAUCAAUUGCAUUUUAAGAAACGCGUCGACAAAUUGGAUUUUGCCAGUUAAACCCAAUCGAACAACGUCAUGUUUAUUUUAAAAAAAAGUUACAUUUUUAUUUGAACUUAAUCCUGUAAAAUUCUUUAUCUAGAAUUGGUAGAAAUAAUGUCGGGGAAUACACAAUCAUACUUAAUGUAUGUGCCUUUCAAUCUUUUCUUUUCAGCUAAAUGGAAGCUAGCUUCCCGGUCAGCGGUAGCAACGCUAAAUGGCUCAAUCGGUGGUGGUAUUCUUGCCAUAAUCUACAGCUACAUCAAAGAUGACGAGACACUCGAUGUGCCCAUAUUUGUCACUGGCAUCCGAGGGGGCCUGGUGUCAGUAACCGGGAUCUGUGCCCUUGCAAGGCCAUGGGAGGGACUGGUGAUAGGCUUUUUUGGAGGGCUUUUCGCGUGUUUGCUGUCGGACUUGAUGAUCAAGCUCAAGAUUGAUGAUCCCGUGAACUGCGUUGCCACUCAUGCUGGGUCAGCGGUAUGGGGUAUGAUUGCUGUUGCGCUGUUCGUUGAGCAGGAAAAAGAUGAAGGAUUCUCACAUGAGCAUGGACUGUUCAAGGUGUGAAUAUUUGCUAUUGAUUUGUACCAAUUUUGAUUCAAACUUUUGCGGCUCAUUGAUCACUUUAGUAACAAGAAGGAAACAGAGCAGAGUUAACUUUCGCAAAGACUUCUGGGACUGUCCCUGGGGACAGGGGAAUGGCCAAUGGCUAACCGGUGCAUUGCCAGUAACGAUCCCAGAAUCAAUUGCGGGACACAUUUCGGCUCCAGUCCCCUUCAGUUCUCGUUACUAAAGUGGCGAAUUAAACUUUAAAGCCAUUAGCAGAAUCGCAUCAACUGCUUUCUGGUGAAACUUUGACGCAGAAAAGAUACAAUCUUAGCGGUUUAACACAUUUUACUGUGCAAAUAUUCAAAGAUAUUUGCAUCAUGUCACAGCAAGAACGCUUUACUUGAAGAUCUCUUUCACGUGGUAAAAAGGUGUUUGCUUUUGUUGCGACAAAGCUGCGUACAACGUUGUUUGUACUAACUUUUCCCUUUUAACACAAAGGCGCAAAUUAACACUUGAUCAUUUUAUUUUGUCCCUUGCAGGGGGGUGGCUGGCGGUUGCUUGGAGUUCAACUUCUAGCUUGCGUGCUAACAGCCUCCUGGGCAGUCGUAACAACGGUAAUGCUACUGUUUGUCAUCGAGAAGACAAUUGGAAUACGGCUUACAGAAGAAGAGGAGAAGGAAGGCUGCGAUUUGGUGGAACAUGGAAUCGGAGAGGACAGCGAGGAUGAAGAUGUCGAGAAGAGCAAGCCGCAACGAAAGAGAGGCAAGGCCUUGUUUGCUGUGUUUGGAAGGAAGGCAACUAAUGAGGUAGAGGAAUUCCAUGCUGACGAUGAGGAAGAUCAAGAAGCAAAAGAAAUGAAGAGCAAAGGACCUUUUGUUGUGAAAAUGCCAGCGAUCGCUCGUAGCAUUCGACGCAAACGCAUCAGCAACAAUCACCACGACACUGGGGGGAGCACUGCAGCCAUUGUUACUGGCGAAGCAGACACAGUGGUAGAUAAGAAAUGUCAGCAAACGUCCAAUGGUAACAAGCAAGCGUUUUGGAUGAGACUACCAUCUAUUGCUCGGAACCUCCGGCGUAAACAGGAGAACAAACAAUGUUCUAACGAAGAACCAAAUGCCACCUGCAGUUCCUCCUCAACAGAUACACAUGGUCAAGACGAAACAAUGGAAACUGCGAGUAAACCCCGUCGCGCAACAAUUUCCGAACGAGCUGAUAGCGAAAUUUUACAAGCAUCCGAUGAUCUGCGGUCAAUCUUGAGUACAGAGUCAGAUAUCGAGGAAUUGGUUAAAGCCGAAAAAGUACAAAAACGUUAUCCCAUGUUUGACCAAAAACGAACUGAAGAAAAAUGUGUACAGGUUGCUUGUGAGCAUGGUGUGCUUAUAGAAAUGUAA
Messenger RNA from Porites evermanni, 3414 nucleotides. Lineage: Eukaryota; Metazoa; Cnidaria; Anthozoa; Scleractinia; Poritidae. The record is from the annotation of a GenBank genome assembly.